AUGGCGGACCCGUCGAACACGUUCUCCGCCGUGCCCUACCUGACGAGCCCGCUCACCGAGAGCGGCCUGACGGUGUCCUUCGAGCUGAGGCACCCCGGCUACGUCUGGGCGAUGAUCGUCCCGCGCGAGGCGGCCGACGGCGUCACCCGCGCCGACGUGCAGACGUCCACCGGCGCACUGGGCUCGUCCCUCUGCAGGUACUCCAACGUCAGCGUCGCCGCCUUCGACCCGCAGAUCUGGGUCCUGUCGGGUUGCCUGCUGGACUGCUUCCGAAGCUACACCGUGAUGGUCUAUGCCAGCGGCAUCGGCGGGCACGCGGACGGCACGCUGUUCGCCGUGGAGGACGAGGCGGGACCCGCGAGCAACGCGUUCGUCGCCUACCCCACGAUCGUCGGCGUCGUGACGGGUGACGGCUUCGCCAUCGAGUUUGUGCCCUCGGAGGACGGCUACGCGUGGAUGGCCGUCACCACGGGCGCCAGCGGGCUGACGAUCCCCGCGGUCAAGGGCGCCUACGACCAGUACUUCCAGGCGGUGGGCGCCGACAGCUGCAGCGCGCUGGGGCUGCCCGUCACCGGCGGCGUGCUGCAGGAAGUGAACCUGUCCGGCUGUGCGUUCAACAGCGGGCCAGAGUACAAGCUUCACGUCUACGUCGAGGGGCUCGAUGGUGUCGGCAACGACGGCAGUUUUGCAGGAUCGCACGCCCCCUUCGAGGUGAAGCCGUCGAACUCCUUCGCCGUGUACCCCGUGAUCACCAGCGCCGUGACGGGCCUCGGCCUCACUUGCAGGUUCGCGGCCUGGCUCCAGGGCUACUUCUGGAGCGUGCUGCAGGAGGACUCGGCGGAGGCGGCCACCUUCACGAGCGUCAAGUCGGCAGCGAACGCCCGCGGCGGCCUCGACUGCCGCAGGUCCCGCGAGCCGCUGCUCGGCAACGGCACCGUGCAGGAGGUUGCCUGCGAGGCGAAAAGCACGCCGUCGCUCCGAGGCCCCGGAAGCUCUGCCGAUGCUCGCCAGUCGUGCCGCGCCGGCGUGCGGUGGGACCGGGCGCAGGCGGCGCGGCAGGUGAAUUUCAGCAACUGCUCGAUCAUCCCGGACCGGUUGUACCACCUGUCCGUCUACAUUGAGGACUCGAACGGCAACAACGACGGCGUGCUGUCUUUGCCCGUCGACACGCGGCUGGACUUCUCGAACGCCUACCAGGGGGCCCCGCGGGUCGCGGGCGCCCCUCGGGGCCCCGUACGGGGCGUUCCGGGGUCCUUCGCGGGGCGGGAGCGGUCCUGGGCCCCAGCUCUUUUGGCGCACGCCCUGAGGCCAACAGAAGGCACGAAAUGA
Messenger RNA from Prorocentrum cordatum, 1329 nucleotides. The record is from the annotation of a GenBank genome assembly. Lineage: Eukaryota; Dinophyceae; Prorocentrales; Prorocentraceae.